UAAACAUCAUAUCAAUCAAAUUUAUACAUAGUAUUAGCAAAUAACAUAACCCAGCUCCAACUCCAUUUAACAAAUUAUAAAUCCAAAGCCGCUAUAUUUUCUAAGUACAUAUUUUAUUGUAUUUUAACAUGGCUCUUGUGAAACCAAAAUCGGAAUUGACACCAGAAGAACUUGCUAGACAAGAGGAAGAGGAGUUCAAUACAGGACCACUUUCCGUUCUAACACAAUCUGUUAAAAAUAAUACUCAAGUAUUAAUCAACUGCCGUAAUAAUAAGAAAUUAUUGGGGCGAGUUAAAGCUUUUGACCGCCAUUGUAACAUGGUUCUAGAAAACGUCAAAGAAAUGUGGACAGAAGUUCCAAGAACCGGUAAAGGAAAAAAGAAAAUCAAACCUGUAAAUAAAGAUAGGUUCAUCUCGAAAAUGUUCUUAAGAGGAGAUUCAGUAAUUUUAGUUUUAAGAAAUCCUCUCGCCACCGCAUCAGGGAAAUAAAAAAAAAUUUUCAUGUAUA
Messenger RNA from Condylostylus longicornis, 507 nucleotides. It is a transcript of the gene SmD2, whose product is annotated as probable small nuclear ribonucleoprotein Sm D2. Bases 129 to 488 code for a protein of 119 amino acids. NCBI's taxonomy places the organism in Eukaryota, Metazoa, Arthropoda, Insecta, Diptera, Dolichopodidae. Gene Ontology annotation, biological process: RNA splicing; spliceosomal snRNP assembly. The record is from RefSeq and is a predicted model, not a curated record. The transcript has 2 exons. Gene Ontology annotation, molecular function: RNA binding. Gene Ontology annotation, cellular component: catalytic step 2 spliceosome; U2 snRNP; precatalytic spliceosome.